AUGUACAUUAUAUAUAUAUACACAACAUAUUAUAUACAUAUACAUACAUUCUUUCCGCAUUAUGUUAUUACUGUUAGAUUAAAAUAAAGGUACAUUUAUUGUAAGAAACACAAUGCAACUUUUUAAUUUAAUUAUGUCGCUUGUCAAAUUUAUUGAUUCUAAAAUUAUAGUGCACUUGCAGAAAACGAUUUUUGCGAUUGUUUGAAAGAAAAAAUUUGAAAAAUGCAUGUCAGAGCAAACUUCACACAGACGAAACGUCAAAUAAAUUAAUUUUCCUCAAUCAUUGAUAUUUGAUAUUUUUGCAAAAUUAACAAGUACUUGUGCAGUCAAAAUGGCAGUGAUACCGACGAUACCGUGUACGUACGAGUUUUCCAGAGGCAAUGGCACCGGUGUGGCAGAAGCAAUUGGAAAUUGGGGCUUCUCUAAUAGAGUAUGCAACGCCGGUCAGGAGUUGCGACGUUUAAAGUGUCUCUUUGCGGAAAUGGAUUCUUUACGUAGCAAAAAAGAACCGACGAUGUGCGUUAAGUAUGAUCCUAGAUACGAUCCUGAAGCAUGGUAUGUUAAACCUAGUCCUGAUGAAUGUAAACCUGCGUGGUCACUUCCUGAAAAAAGACCUUUGAUUACCUACUGCUCUACUCUCACGACUAUAAAGGUCUCUAAUUUACGUGAACACGGAUUGGAUUUACAACAUGUUGUACCUGGUCGCAGCUACGUUCAUCAAGGUACGGACAAAUGGUAUCGUCGAGGUCCAGAUUGUUGCUAUCAACCAAGCUGUUUAGCUCCGCAAUGUCCUAUACGAUAUUAUCAUGAAGACUGUCUUUAAAUUCACAAGAUAAUCGUUUUUAAUUGUAUUUGAUGAUAAUACCAAAUGUUUAUGUGUGAUUUGUCUAGUUUUAAAAUAUAAUAUCUAUGAUAUACAUA
Messenger RNA from Nylanderia fulva, 921 nucleotides. The record is from RefSeq and is a predicted model, not a curated record. NCBI's taxonomy places the organism in Eukaryota, Metazoa, Arthropoda, Insecta, Hymenoptera, Formicidae.